AUGGAAAAUGUUUUAGGUGGGCCCAAGAUUUCCAAGGGAUCGUACACACGACAGUCGUUCUUGUCGCUACGAAAACUGGGUUCUAAAAAACCGCAAUUGGGAAUGCUGUCAUCUAGAACUUCGUCUUCGCAGUUGAAGUUAAACUUGUUAACGGACGGAAAACGCUGGGAAAUUUUAGAGGAUUACGGACUGGAGGAAUUGCGAGAUGGAUUUUUUGACCCUGUUUUCACGACAUAUGAACCUGUGACAGACGAAGAUGCAGACGACAAAUCGACGACGACAUCCCAAAAAGUCUAUGCUCAUCCCCAGCCAUGGUGCUUGAAACAAUUUCAUAAAUUCAAGAAAAAUUGGCAACGUAUUUUGAAGUUUUGGAUGGCUUUUUUCGCUGCAUUUUGUAUUUGCUUGGUGCGUCCCGCUGGCUCAUGGGUAGGCCACAGACACCGCUAUUUUCUACCACUCGCGGUUGUCAUACACCAUCCUGCGCGGAAUGUAGGAGUUCAGCUUGAGAUUUGCAUAUGGUCGAUUGUGGGGGCAGCGCUGGGAAUGGGAUGGUCAAGCCUGGCGUGGUACAUUUCAGUGGCGACCAGACCAGCCGCGAACUACCAGGGCGGAAUAUUUUUCGCAAGUUUAUUCAUCGCUAUUUAUCUAUCAUCGUGGCUAAUGGCAUCAAAUCAGAGGCUACUUUACUUGGCGCUAUCUUUCGGUAUAGCCAUCACGUAUCUCCACGCUGUCAGCUUGGUGGACGAUUUUGUCUCACUCGAAUGGAUGUUUUAUUGGGACUUUGGAAUCUCCUACCUGUUUGGACUAUUGCUUUCCCUUUUGGUGUGCGUUACAAUCUUUCCACACGCCGGCCAAUCAGAAGUGGUUGGCAAAUUUUCCGCGUCCAUAAGUGCCAUAAAGCUUUUACUGGUCGCAUUUCUUUCGACAGAGGAGUGCUCAGAUGGUGAUAAAAUUCACUUACUGCUGAAGGCUAUCGGUAGAAAGGUCGAUUUCGAUGUCUCAGAAAGCAUGCGUGAGUUCAUCGAUCAAAUUACAGUUACCAGAAUCGACCAGAGAUUCUUACUAGAGUUUAGAAAUACGAUUACUAACAUGGCGGCACCCCUGAGGUCCUUACCAAUUGACCAUCAGCUAGUCACAAAGCUAGAACUGGAGAAGUUUUAUGAACAGUGUCACAAUAAAUUUCAGAACUGUAAUUCUGAAAUUGUGACAGAAAACUCAACAAAUAGCUUUCCUGUGCCUCUAUCAGAAAGCACAGCUCCUCCAUCCAAUGUGGUGGCUUCGGGCUUGUCUGUCGAUCAAGAGGUUUUUGCCAGUGUAUUGAGGUCAACAUUCUCUGACGACAUAAUUUCUUUAAUAGUGGAGAUGAUAGCAUUGUUGGAGACUAUCGAAUUGUUUUUUAAACAACUCAAAAACAUGGGUGGCAGUAACUCUCCAAGUUCUGAACUAAAGCUUACACGCCAAAUGAAUAAGUUAAGACGUGAGAUUUUCAAACUUGAUCAAUCUUAUAGGGAUUUUACAAAAUCCGAGUAUUUCAGCAAAGAACUGCUUUCGGAUCCACAAGCAAUCGAUUCUUUUCUGUUUCUCAGAUACAUGAGACAGAGUGCAAAGUAUUUAAUCCCUGUAGCAUCGUGUGUCAAAGCUAUGAGUUCCAAUUUGCGUUGGCGAAUCUCCUUCCCACGCUACUCAUUGCAUCGUGCACUUAAAAGACUACCUAAAGAGUGUAGUAUCGAUCAAGGAGCAAAGACUCUUCUACAGUACUAUCAGGCGAAGGCUGAUGUAGACGAUGUUUUUGAGCAGCUAUACCACAGCUAUACCUCGAAUCACGAAAAUACAGCAUCGUCGCCAAACGAUGACAGAACAAUCCGUGCAACAAUCAGAGCUGUUGAUCACAAAGAUUUUAGUCUUCACACAACUAGCCAUUGGUUGCGCUACAGGCUGUGGGUUUGGAGCUCAGAGAUCACCUCUAAUGACAGCAAGUGGGCUCUCAAGAUUGCUUUUCUCGUGACGUUUUUGGCUCUUCCCGGCUGGUUGCCUACCUCCCAUAAUUGGUAUGAAAAGUAUCAGUGUUGGUGGGCUCCACUUGUCUUCUUCAUUUUGGUGAAUCGCAGGAACACAGGUAAUUGGGCUUCUUUUUCGAGACGUCUUGUAUGUUCAGUCUUAGGAAUAUUUGGAGGUUGGUGCGCCAAUCAAGCACGGCACUUUGGGAACCCAUACGUGAUAGCAACAUUUGCUUCAAUCUUUUGCCCCAUCCUGUCAUUCAAUUUUUUUGCAAAUGGUAAUAGAAAGUCCAGCUUCACUGGUAUUUUAUGCUUUACGGUGAUUGCGUUGGAGUCAUAUGGAAAAGGAGAAUCCGACCUUAACACAGCUGAAAUAUGGAAAAACACUUGGAUUACUGGGGCUGCGCUUUUGUGCGGGAUCCUGCCUUCGAUCCCCGUGAACUGGAUUAUAUGGUCGUUCACUGCGCGCCAUGAAUUAAGAAUGUCAGUAGCAUCGCUUCUCGCACACAUUGGCCAGUCGUAUCAAAGCGUAGCAGAUAGGUAUCUCUACAGAGACGCUGAUGAUGCCCCUACAGAAGUUACUUUGAGGUAUUCAAACAUCCGUGAGGUUCGAAUGUCCCAAAGUUUAAUCGCAGUCAAGGAAAUGCUUCGGAAAGCGCGAACCGAGCCAAACUACAUAUUUGUCUUCAAGGCGGAUGUCUACCAGCAGCUUCUCGAUGGUUGUGAGCUCCUACUAGAGAAAAUGAUCCAGGCUAGGAUAUCUGGUCAAUAUUUCGAGGUUUGGGAACAAGACAAGAAUAGCAGCAUCUCCAGAGCGCUCCUAUCAUUACGUCGGGAUAGUGUAGCAGCUGUAAUUUUUGUUUUGUAUAUGUUAUCAAAUUGCUUUACUUCCAAGCAUAAGGUUCCCAUAUAUUUGCCCAACCCAAUUAUGUCGCGAAAGAAGCUAUUCGACUUCAUUACCAAGUUUGAGUCAACUGGUCCCUCUCGAACAUCUACCAUAGCUGGAAAACGCGAUCCAAACUUCAAAGAGCUAAGCGCUGAUGAUGAAGACAAUGAGGACGAUAGAUCGCAUUGGACUCUCAUCCAUGGGAUGGCAUUUACGCGCGCCUUUACCGAGAUUAGCGAGAUUGUGCAAAAGCUAAUCUACCUCAGCAGGGAAAUUCUAGGGGAAGAAACAUGCUUCUGA
Lachancea dasiensis is the source of this 3183-nucleotide messenger RNA. NCBI's taxonomy places the organism in Eukaryota, Fungi, Ascomycota, Saccharomycetes, Saccharomycetales, Saccharomycetaceae. The record is from the annotation of a GenBank genome assembly.